AUGUACACCAUCUGUUCGGUAUUUCUAGUGGUUGUGGGUGUCCUGUAUGUGUGCGGCAAUGGUGGCACCCACAGCCAGCACACAGAGAGCGAGCUCCUGGUGCGCAAGGCCCGUUGGCUGCCGCUGAUCUUUCCGCGAGCCAACCCCACAAGAAUGCAAAUGAUCGUUGGCUUUGGCAUACCCGUGGAGGACCUCGUGAUAGAAUCUGUGCUCACGGGCUAUGUGUUCAAGGCGCAGUACUAUUUGCCCUAUUCGGCCAAACAGUUGAGGAUCAAGGAGGUCCAUGACAUCACUGCCCGCAGACUGCCGGAGAACGCCACCAUCUUCCAGAAGAUCAUGCAGAAAACGGACGAAGAGCUGGGCGUGUCCUCGUGGGACAUGGAGGAGAAUGUCCAGGCCCUGGCCACCUAUCGCUGGUCGGUGUACGAGGCCUUCCAGGCCCUGGCCAUUCGCAUGAACCUCACUGGCCGCGAGUGCGUACUGAAGAGCAUCUGCGAGAGUGCGGCGGCUCCGUUCGACGAAAGGAAUGGCCUGCUGGGCGAGCUGCUCCACAUUCUGCUCACACCCUCCAGCUCUGUGGAUCCCCUGUCGGAGCAUUCGGACAAUGAUUAUCUGCAGGCGGAGCGCCUCGGCGAAGCCGGCACUGAUUGCGAUCAGGUAUUCCAGAGGUGCCCCAAAUCAUUGCUGCAGCACUUUAGCGAUGUCCAUCAUUUGGGCAGCGAGUUCCUGAAAAUGCUGCGCUGA
Molecule: messenger RNA, 744 nt
Organism: Drosophila persimilis
Lineage: Eukaryota; Metazoa; Arthropoda; Insecta; Diptera; Drosophilidae
Exons: 3
Coding region: 1-744 (247 amino acids)
Source: RefSeq, a predicted model, not a curated record